Protobothrops mucrosquamatus (brown spotted pit viper) is the source of this 3537-nucleotide messenger RNA. RefSeq names its product testis-expressed protein 2-like. Gene Ontology annotation, molecular function: lipid binding. The transcript has 12 exons. Gene Ontology annotation, cellular component: endoplasmic reticulum. Lineage: Eukaryota; Metazoa; Chordata; Lepidosauria; Squamata; Viperidae. The record is from RefSeq and is a predicted model, not a curated record. The coding region runs from base 1 to 3537 and encodes 1178 amino acids.
AUGUCAAGCCCUGUAUCCCAGCCAAGCCUGCUGCUGCAGCCUCAGGAUGCCAGUCCUAAAGACCAGUCAAGGGAAGUCCAGAGAGUGGUUUGGCCAUGUCCCCAGGACCAGCAAGCCACCCAAGCCCAGCAGCAGGUGCAAGCGGCUCCGCCGAGAUUCGAGCUGCCUCCCAUCAAGCCCACCUUUGAUGGGGGCCCCAAGAAGAUAGUCUUCUUCCUAAAUCAGGUGUGGGCUCAUUUAGAUCGCUAUGCUUAUGCCUACCUGAAUGGGGCUAUGAUGGUGAAUGCUGUGGCAACAAAUGUAGAGGGGGAAGCGGCUGACUGGGUGACCAACCUCCACAAUGAAGGGGCUCCUGAAUUGCACAAUAUUAACCAUUUCAUGGAGCAACUGAGGGGUAGUUUUAAAGAUGAAUCCCGGGCCCUGCUGACCAAGAAGGAGAUCCACCAUCUGAAGCAAAGAGGCUGUCCUGCUAAGCAGUACAUUUAUGAAUUCAGAAGAGUUCCUGGUUGGCUGGGGCAGUGGCCAGAGUGGUCACUGAUCAGCUAUUUUAAGCAAGGGCUAGAUCGCGACUUACUUCAAGCCUGCAUCAUUCGGAGGUUUCCUAACCUAUUGUGUGGGUGGUACAGCAUGGCCGUGGUGCUAGACAUCGAGUUGGACCACCCCAGAAAGUCAAGCACAGGCAAGCCACCACGCAUCCAGGAGAAAUGCCCUUAUGGCCAUUUCCAAGCCACUGCGGCCACCAGUGUCUCCCAAGCACCAGCCAGGUCUCCUAUCAAGUGCUACCGGUGCGAUUUCUCAUCUGCGCUCCCCAUUUCCCACUCCCCAUCUCCAACUCACUCAGCAUCUCAGAGAUCAACUGGCCUGGAAAACUCACACAGUCCCAAACCCUUAAUCAAUCUGGUGAAAUCCCUCUCAACUGAAAUUGAGUCCCAGGAAAGCCCAUCUCUCAAAUCCCAACCUUUGUUGAGCUUGGUCAAAUCCAUUUCCACUGAAAUUUCCCGCUUGGAGACUGAGGUGUCGCUAUCCAAAUCAGACUCUAAGCUCAACGUUCACCUCUGGCGACAAAUCACCCAACCCAAAAACAAAAAUGGCGAUUCCAGGACUGCUCCAUCAUCUCCCAACCGUUCUCCUUCAGAGAGCAAGGGCAGCUUCUUCAAGACUCAGGAAGCCAAGUUUGAGGACACCAAAAGGAGGUUUUCAGAAGCCAUGCAGGAGCCACUCAGCAGGCUCAGCAAAAUGAUUGGGGAUGAGAAUAAUAUGUCCCCCAAGCUCCGAUUACCCCUCUCCGGGCACCAGCAGGGUCCUGAUUUCCUUUCUCAUCGCCUCAGGGAGUCUCCCAUCUUGGAGAGCAAUUUGGAAUAUCCCCUCCAAAAGACAGAUUGGACUGAGACCAUUUCAUCGGGGAGAGGGGAAAUGGAAGAGCGGGACUCUUCUCCAAAUUGCCAGCAUGAAGAGGGCCCCUAUGGGGAUGCUUUCCAGGUGGCUGAGGUGGCUGAGAAAAAAAGCAAGGCCACUGGCAAAAUGCGGACUCUCUCACCUCUUGGGCCAGUCCAGCCCCCCAGGUGUUGCAGCCCAGUGCCGUGUAAAGUUCUCACCUGGAUUGCCAUCUUGGCCUACAAUUACCUGGUCCUCCCUUUGCCUCCUUAUAUUUCUGGCCUCUGCCUUGGCUUAGCCUCUGGGUUCCUUCUUGGUCUCCUGGUUAUUUUGCUGCUGGUGCCAAAGCGUGCCCUGUCUCCACAGAAAAGCCCCCCUCCUCAGGGCAUGCUGCCCUUGCAAGCGACACCUCAGCAGCCAUGGGAGCCCCAGGUGCUCAAGGGUUGGAUGAACGAAAUGCAUUUUUAUGACCCUGAGAUUUAUCAUCCUUCUCUUACCCAUUCCAUAUUUGUGACCUUAGAAAACUCCAGCCUGACAUUUUCAUAUCCCCAAACCAGCAUCCCUCGGCGGGCCACCUUUAGGGAAGAGAACUUUGAGGUGGCUUUUGUGACCCACCAACUUUAUGAUAUGAGUGGAGCCAAGGUCUUCCUCUUCCCACCUGGGCUGGCUCGCAAAAGGAUGUGGAACAAAAAAUAUCCCAUAUGCAUUCUUUUCCCAGAACAAGUGGAUCUGAAAACCAAAGCACUAGCAACAAAAGACCAAGAUGUGGAUUCUCCAAGAGAGGAGAAGCCAAAGAAGAAAGAAGUAACAGGGCAGUGCCCAGCUGAGGUCCAAGAAAGGACACUUUAUCUCUUUGGCAGAACAGGUAGAGAUAAGGAGGAGUGGUACCAAUAUCUCGUAAGAGCCUGCCAAGUUGAACACCAUGAGCUAUACCACACCAGCCAAGGUGAACUUCUCUCAGGUAUAAUCCAGCUCAUUCCUGCAGGAAAGGAGAUCCACAGUCACGGCAGCGGCAGCAGCACAGAAGACCUGCCCCCUGCAGCUAAGCCCAAGGAGCUGAGCAUCAGCAGCCGAGAAAAACUCUUAGUGGACUACAAUGUCUACAUGUCCCAAAUCAUUCCGGCAGUCACUGACUCCAUCCCAAAGCCCUGCUCCAAUGUAGCAGACAGCCCCGGUUCCAAAAAGUUCCCUGGGGAUGAGACUCGGAUCCCCAACCCUCCUACAGCUUGGGUCAAUGCAAUGCUUGGCCGAAUGUUUUGGGACUUCCUAAGGGAAAAAUAUUGGGCAGAUCAAGUUUCAGACAAAAUUCAGAAGAAACUGGGCAGAAUCAAGUUGCCAUAUUUUAUGAAUGAGCUCACCCUAACUGAUCUGGAGAUGGGGACCUCCAUCCCACACAUACUUGGCAUUUCUAGCCCCACUGUGGAUAACCGAGGGCUUUGGGUGGAUCUGGAAGUGGCCUAUCAAGGAUUCCUGAAGAUGACCCUGGAGACCAAGAUGAACUUGUACAAACUAGGCAAAGAAGAGCUGGAGGAGGGAAACAAGGGAGCAGAUAAGGACAGAAAAGGCAUGAAACCCCACAUAGAGCUGUUGGCCGAGAGUGAUGCGGAGUCCUCCAGCGCCGGUUCUUCUGAGGAGGAAGACAUGCCUGUUGUGGAACUCUCGGGGAUCCCUGGAGAAAGGAAAAUCCCUCCUGGUGUUGAAGGCUAUACCAGUGGUGGCAGCACCAGUCGGAAGAUUUUGCAUUUUGUGGACAAGAUUGCUAAAUCCAAAUACUUCCAGAAGGCCGCUGAAAAUGAAUUCAUUAAGAAGAAGAUGGAAGAGGUUGCCAACACUCCACUGCUUUUGACUGUGGAGGUCCAAGAUCUGACGGGCACAUUGGCUGUGAACAUCCCUCCACCUCCAACGGAUCGAAUCUGGUACAGUUUCCGGAUCCCUCCACAGUUGGAUCUGAAGGUACGGCCACAGCUAGGAGAAUGGGAGGUCACCUUCCCCCACAUCACUGAGUGGAUUGAGAAGAAGCUCCAGCAUGAAUUCCAGAAAAUUUUAGUGAUGCCAAAUAUGGAUGACAUCAUCUUACCUCUGAUGCAUUCUGGUUUGGAGUCCCAUCCUCUCACAGAAGGACCACAGGAAGAACUUCCAGCUGAGGAUGUCAGAAACAUGUGA